Molecule: messenger RNA, 617 nt
Organism: Paramacrobiotus metropolitanus
Lineage: Eukaryota; Metazoa; Tardigrada; Eutardigrada; Parachela; Macrobiotidae
Exons: 2
Coding region: 149-577 (142 amino acids)
Source: RefSeq, a predicted model, not a curated record
UUAAAUACUGUACUUGUUCUUCUUUUGAAAGCAGCAGCAGCCUUCAACUGGGAAUCGGUCUUUUUGCAAUUUUAGCAACCCUUAUUAUAAAACUUUGGGAAAGUUCAAAGACAAAACUAUUAUUUAUUGGCUCAACUGCGCAGUUGCAAUGUAUUCAUCCACAAUGCGAAAUUAUUUUCUCCUUCUCUCUGCUUUUGCUGUUUCCAUCUCUGUAACCGCACCCAGUGUAAAUAUAGCGCUGGUGCAGUUUUAUCUGUGGGGCGACCAAACACCAACCAGCCUGUCGUUCGCUGCACCUGUGAUCGCUAAGGGUGAGGAGGACCUGGCACCAUACAAAGAGGUUAUGAACAUAGCCAGUGUCCUCAUCUAUGAUCGCAACGUGACAACGUGUGACGAGAUGGAUCAAAAAAUAACAAUCUGGGCUAACCACUAUUUUUACCUUGAGAGGGUCGGCAAUCCGAAUCUGGGAAUAUUUGAACCCGGAUGUCCAACAGCAGGAGCAUCUUUAGCUAGUUUGGCUAAAGGUAAACUACAUCUGGCUGCUGGAAAAAGGCGAUCUUAUAGGAGUCCAGUUUGACUUAUUUCCAUUAAUUUACUGUAUUUGACAUCCCAUUUUA